GCUGGUGAGGACGAGAUGAGGAGCAGCAGAGGAAGUGGGAGGAUCGAGGCUCAAAAGUCAAUGCAACUGGACUGCAUCUCAACUCUCUCUCACUCCACACUUUCUACGUGCUGCAAGUUUUCAAACCGGCAUCUGCUGCAUUCAGGUUUAAAAGAAGAAGGACCCUUCAUUUUCCGCCGCUUAAUUGACUGCUUCCGACCAAGAUGAUGAUCCUUAUCGCGGAGUUCUUCGUGGUGAUUCUCAAGGUGCUCUGGGCUUUUGUAACAGCCGGCUGUAAAUGGGUGGUGCGACCAAAGGAGAAGAGUGUGGCCGGACAGGUGUGCGUAAUCACCGGGGCUGGAAGUGGCCUAGGACGGCUCUUCGCCAAAGAGUUUGCCCGGAGAAGAGCCAUCCUGGUGCUCUGGGACAUUAACAGCCAGAGCAAUGAGGAAACAGCCGAGAUGGUGAGGCAGAUUUAUCACGAGCUGGACACUCCCAUCACCAAAGACGGACCUGUUGGAGGGGUCGAGGAGGUCCCCCCUUUCCAGCCGCAGGUCUACACCUAUGUGUGUGACGUGGGGAAGCGUGAGCAGGUGUACGCCACAGCUGACAAGGUGCGUCGAGACGUGGGAAACGUGGACAUACUGAUCAACAACGCCGGCGUGGUCUCCGGACACCACCUCCUGGAGUGCCCUGAUGAACUGAUCGAGCGCACCAUGGUGGUCAACUGCCACGCACACUUCUGGACCACCAAGGCGUUCCUCCCCAAGAUGCUGGAGCUGAAUCACGGCCACAUUGUGACGGUUGCCAGCUCCCUGGGUUUAUUCAGCACAGCUGGAGUGGAGGAUUACUGCGCCAGUAAGUUCGGUGCCAUCGGGUUCCACGAGUCGCUCAGCCAUGAGAUAAAAGCCUCAGAGAAGGAGGGCAUCAACAUGACUCUGGUUUGUCCUUACCUGGUGGCCACGGGAAUGUUCAAAGGCUGCCGGAUAAGGAAGGAGAUUGAGCCUUUCCUCCCCCCCCUGAAGCCAGAGUUCUGUGUGAAGCAGUCGAUGAGGGCCAUCCUCACCGACCAGCCCAUGAUCUGCACGCCUCGCAUCGUCUAUAUGGUCAACUUCAUGAAAAGGUGA
Molecule: messenger RNA, 1106 nt
Organism: Notothenia coriiceps (black rockcod)
Lineage: Eukaryota; Metazoa; Chordata; Actinopteri; Perciformes; Nototheniidae
Product: retinol dehydrogenase 10
Exons: 5
Coding region: 204-1106 (300 amino acids)
Cellular component (GO): lipid droplet
Molecular function (GO): oxidoreductase activity, acting on the CH-OH group of donors, NAD or NADP as acceptor
Source: RefSeq, a predicted model, not a curated record